AUGACAAACAAAUUAAAAGAAAAUUUCUCUGCUCAAAAGUCAUUUAUGGGCAAAAAUUCAAAUCCAUUUUCAAAUUUGACAAAUGUGGAUGAUGGUUUUCUCGAAGAAGAACGUAAAGCAAUUGACGAAGCAUUGAUAUUAGCCGAGCUGGAAAAAGAAUUAACAGAAAAUCGUCGACAAAUGCGUACGUUAUACGGUUAUUCAUUUGAUGAAUUUCAACCAGAAGAUAUUUUGGAAAAUAUUACAUUGAAAAAAGAACAUCUACUUGAUGUUGAAACAAACGAAGAUGAAGUAACAAAACAUUUUUAUUCAAAUGAGAAGAAGAAAAGGAGUCAACCUACAGAAGAAACAAUACCAGAAGAAACAGAUUCACUUGAUAAUGAUAUAUUGCAAGAGCAAGAAGUUGCUCACGAAAAUGAGAAUAACAAUGAAAUGUUAGAUAAUGAUAGUGAAAAUCAAAAAAAAAAUCACUACUUACUAGCGAAAAAUAAUUCAAUUACAAGCGAAGCAGACAGUUUAGAGGAGACUAUUAACAAUGAAAACGAACAGGAUUACAUUCCGACUGAAUACUCAGAGAAUAGUGUAAUAUCAACGGAUUUGUAUAAUGAUGAAAAUAAACCACAGAUAGACGUUUUAAAAUCAACAUCAAAACAACAGUUGAACGGAGACAUACCAAAAUUUUUCCCAUUACACACAUCAACUACUAAUACUCGAUUUGUCAAAAAAUCACCCUUGGUAUUAACAAAACCUAAAACGUCGAAAUUAAAAAUGGCAGCACAAAGAGAUAGCAUUAUUUACGCAAAACCAAAACAACAAUCAGAUACAAAAUCGAGACUAAAUUUCAAUGAAGUUGAACGAAUAUUAGCCGUUCAUAAACGUGAUACAUCACCAAAUAAAGUUCAAAAUCGUCUCUUUAUUCCUACAAGUGACAUAUUUCAUACGGAAAAUAAUCAUGUGCCACGACGUCCAUCCAGUUUUGAAACAGAAUAUUUCCGAGGUUUUGUAAAAACCCUAGAUAAAAAACAAGUUCCAUCGGCUCCAACAACAACAGCUACAACACCUGUGAAAAAAUCAUUAACAAAAUCCUAUUCAAAUAUGUCAACAUAUACGGGAAAAAUUACACCCAUUGGAAUGACAGCUAUGGUACAAAGUACUCGUGACAAACGUUCACGAUCAUUAUCAGAAAAACGACUAGCAGUAAAAAUGGCCAAAGAAGUUGAACCAUUACCAAAUCAACCGUAUCUAUGGCAUAAAUUUUCAACAAAAUAUGCACCAACUCCAAAACAACAGAAAAAACAUAUUUCAUGGUCACCAGUAAGAGAAUACAUUAAUGAUGGACGAACGCAGGAUAAUGAUCAAAUGGCAAUAAACGCUAACGAAAUACUAAAUAAUAAAUUGAAAAAACAAACCGAAAAUUUGGCUUCAAUGAAAAGAAACAAUCAGCGAAUAUCUCGUUCUGACACAACGUCUCACACAGUUAGUAAUCUUCGACCAGCGUCAUCAAUAUCAUUUAUUCCUGUCUUACGUCAUCGUCCAUUUCCAUUAUCUUCAACUACAGAAUUUCGCCGUUCUGUACCACCAAUCAUGACAAAAACAGAUUCCUUUCUUACACCAACCACGACAAAAACAGAUUCCUUUCUUACACCAACAAUUCAUACAGCUGAUCGUACAAUUCUUGAACGAAAAGAUUCACCUGUAAAGGAAAUAAAUGUUACAAAUGAAAUUUCUGUUAAUAAACGUCAAAAUGAUUUUGAACGGUAUUAUUCAGAACUUGGUAGUGGCCGAGUCACUCAUCCACAAACAAGUAGCCGUCUUUUACAAGCACAGCGAUUUCCAAAGCAAAAAUCAGAUGACAACAGUUUCCAAGAUAAAUUACAUAAUAUUAGUAAAAAGUUGCAAACAAAAAUGGAUACGAUAAGAAAUUAUAUGAAAAAAAUUUAUCCGAUUAUAUUUACAAAAACGGGAAUGAGAGAACAAGAGAGUACGCUUAAGCAAUAUGAUAAAUUGUUAGAAAAAAUGAGAGUAACAGAUGAACAAUUACAAUCGUUAACACUCCCUUGGAACAAAGAGAACAAAGAAAACAAAGGAACAUUAACAUCAAUUGUUAAUAGAACAAAUGAGCUAGAGAGAUCAAAACAGCGAACAAUAUGGAGUUAUUUUUCUCCAUUAGUAUUACAAACAAUUUUCAUUGUUUUAUUUAUAUUCAAUAUUAUAUUUAUUUAUUAUUUCAACGAAUUAAACCUUCUAUGGAAACAAUUUCGAGCUGAACCAGUUGAUGAAAACCAUAAUCCUCUACCAUUAGAACAAAAAACGGCUACAGACACAAAAGUACAAUAA
Messenger RNA from Didymodactylos carnosus, 2337 nucleotides. NCBI's taxonomy places the organism in Eukaryota, Metazoa, Rotifera, Eurotatoria, Philodinida, Philodinidae. The record is from the annotation of a GenBank genome assembly.